This is a messenger RNA of Harmonia axyridis, 1663 nucleotides long. RefSeq lists its product as uncharacterized. Gene Ontology annotation, molecular function: DNA binding. The coding region runs from base 7 to 696 and encodes 229 amino acids. The record is from RefSeq and is a predicted model, not a curated record. The transcript has a single exon. NCBI's taxonomy places the organism in Eukaryota, Metazoa, Arthropoda, Insecta, Coleoptera, Coccinellidae.
AAAAAAAUGCCUGUAAAGCGAUCAGGAGAUGGAGCUUCCUCUUGGAGUUCAUCCUGGCCAUAUUUUGACAGCUUGCAUUUUUUGAAGGAUCAAUUUACAGCCAGAAAAAGUACAAGUAAUUUGCCUGAUGACAUAAUCUUCGAUGAAGGUUUUAAUUCUCAAUCAUCAAAUGUAGAGAUUUUAGAUAGAGACGUAGAUUCUCCAUCGAUGGUCGAUAUAUCACAAAAUUUGAUUGAUGAACCAUUGACGAGCAUGCCAUCGACGAGCAUACCAUCAGCGAGCUCGCCAUCGGUGAGCAAUUUCUCACGAAAAAGGGAAAGUGGAGUUAAUGAAUGCCACACACCUAUUUCGAAAAAAAUUAAGAGGAAAGUAACCAAUGAUUUAGAUGUAGGAACAGCUCUCAUUAAGCUAGAGGAAGAAAAAAUUAAAAUGUUAGGUAAACAGAAGAAAUCUGAUGAAGAUGAGUGUUUUUUUGAAAGUCUCCUUCCUCAUAUAAGAACACUCAGUCCAAAAAGAAAGAUGUUAUUAAGGAUGAAAAUACAACAAGAAGUUUAUAACUGCGUUUAUGGAGAUCAGCAGGAAAUGACACAAUCAACCAGUACUUUUGAAAAAACAGGAACACAGGAAUAUUCAACUUCUUCAUCAAUAACUUCUUACAUAAAUCAUUUUUCUGAUGAAUCUUUCCAUGAUUUAUAGAAAUUCGAAAUGUACUUAGAAGCAUUAAAUUUACGUUUUUGUCCAAGUUGAGUUUAUUUCUGAAUAAAAAUAUAAGGAAUAUGUGUUAACUUACCUCAAAGUCACCACUAGACGUUCUGUGGGAGUGAUAGGGUUGCGAAUAAAAUUGGUCCAGUUUUUCAUUAAUUUAGAUUCAAUAUUUUCCAGAAUGUAGUCGAACGUUGCAAUAUUCAUACGGAAAUAUGAAUGAAAUUUCUCUGGAUGCUCGCGUAAUUCUUCAUACAAGUGAUGAAAUUCACCAUGUACUUUCCUAGAUUUAUUAAUUUCGUGAACACUGCAAGUUCUUCUAUUUUUAUCAUUUUUCAUUACAUACCAGAGUUUCAAUGAAGAAUUUUCUAACAGUAUAAAUUCAUGUAAAUCCAUUUUUCGGAAACGCGCCUCCCCUAUAAUAAUCGAACUCGACUUGAUUUCUUGUUCGCCUCACUAUGAGAUGGCACCUCGUCAUCGCCGCUACUCUCGGGAACCGCUAUCCUCUCUGCUAUCCUCUUCGCACCUCUUGGUCGCUUCACUAUGUUCCUAGCCUAAGAGAUUGAUAAGCACCGCGACCAUCACAAACAUCAACAUAAGCAGUAGACAAAAGAACAUGACUGGGAAGUGCCAUGAAUCCAGCACCAACGAAAGUCGAAUGAUUAUCAGGGCGAUUUGAGUUAGUUUGCGAUAGAAAUGAUUCUUGACCAUUUGACAUAGCGGAUAUUGCAGAUGGUGAAGAACUUAAAGCAUUAGCAGAGCGAAGUUUAGUGUUGUCAUGGAGAAGCGUGUGAUGAAAUUUUGACUUACAUACUUUACAUGUAUGGCAGGAUCUGCAAGAUCGUAAAUCAUGAGAGGAACUUAAACAAUUGAAACAUAGCUUGUUUACUUUACAAAAAUGAUAGCGAUCAGAAACAGGCUUAUUAGCGAACGUAGAGCAAGUAUAGAGCGAAUAAUUUGC